GUCAUCACCAUCAAAGCCACCUAACACUCAUUUAUCGGCAGCGUUCCACAUCAGAGCACCAGCUAGCAACGUUCGGUCGAGCUUAUCAGCUAGCUUAGCAAUGCCACCGCCGACGACACUCUCCCUGGCGUCGCAGCUGCUGCUUGUGAUGUCCAAGCUCCUCAUCCUCCUCUUCUCCGGCGCCGGCGCGCGCGCGGCGCCGUGGAUCACCACGAAGGCCGUGCCGCGGCUGCCGGGGUACAGCGGCGCCCUGCCUUUCUCGCUGGAGACAGGGUACGUGGGGCUGGACGACGGCGUGCGGCUCUUCUACUACUUUAUCCAGUCGGAGCGCGCCCCGGCGGAGGACCCCGUCCUGCUCUGGCUGACCGGCGGGCCCGGUUGCUCCGCCCUCUCCGGACUCGUCUACGAGGUCGGCCCGCUCUCCUUUGAUUUCGACGGCUACAAGGGAGGCCUGCCGACUCUGCUCCGAAAGACGGAGGCUUGGACAAAGGUUAGCAAUAUCAUCUUCGUGGAUUCUCCUGCAGGGACCGGUUUCUCUUAUGACACCACACACGGUACCAUACCUAGCGACACCACGGUUGUUCACCAGCUGCGAAUUUUCCUCGAAACGUGGUUUGAUGAGCACCCACAGUUCUUGGCAAAUCCGCUCUACAUCACGGGCGAUUCAUAUAGCGGCAUAAUCAUACCUUCUCUUGCCAUGGAAAUAGCUAAAGGGAUAGAAUCUGGUGAUGAGCGACUUAUUAAUCUAAAGGGUGUUAUUGCUGGCAAUCCACUGACUGACAUAAGAUUAGACGACAAUGGUCGACUUCCGUUUCUUCACGGGAUGGGAAUUAUACCAGAUGAACUCUACGAGCCUGCUCGGAAAAGCUGUAAAGGAGAAUACCGCAGUCCAUGGAAUGCUGCAUGUGCCAAUUCCCUCCAAGCUAUCAAGGAUUGCAUAAGGGAUUUAAAUGGUGUGCAUGUCCUGGAGCCAAGUUGUCCGGAGUAUCCUGACCUCUCAAUUGUUCAGAAGAAGCCGACGACGUUGCCAAAUAAUGGGACAAAGCGGUCGAUGCUAGAGUCAGCAGCACUUUCGUCUGUGUGCAGGAAUUCCACCUACUUCUUAUCCGAAGUUUGGACAAAUAACGAGGCUGUAAGGGAGAGUUUGGGUAUUCACAAGGGAACAGUUCCGCUGUGGCAAAGAUGUGAUUUCCAUUUACCUUACACAAAGGAAAUCAGCAGUACAGUGGGCGAGCAUUUAGCCUUGAUCACCGGAGGAUACCGGUCCAUGGUAUACAGCGGUGAUCAUGAUAGUAAAAUCUCUUAUGUCGGUACCCAAGCCUGGAUCAAGCAACUUAACCUCUCCAUUAAAGAUGAUUGGCGACCAUGGUACGUGGACAGCCAAGUUGCAGGAUUCACAAGAGCUUACUCCAAUAACUUCACGUAUGCAACCGUGAAGGGUGCUGGCCACACGGCUCCGGAGUACAUGCCCAGGGAAUGUCUUGCUAUGAUCGAUAGAUGGCUUUCUGGUCGCCCUCUUUGAUCGUGAAUUUUAUUGUACACCACGUGUGGAGGUUUAUACGUCUAUUAUGUGUCAGCAUUGCCCCUGUGGCAGCACAGUUCUACAAGAUAAAUCUGUAACAAUGCAUGUUUCAGUAUGGAAUUUUUCUAACUGAACUGGAUCUUUAGAAAUUACGUAGAUGGUCAAAGAAGAGCAAUUAUAUAUUUAUAUGAACUU
This is a messenger RNA of Brachypodium distachyon (stiff brome), 1717 nucleotides long. Its product is annotated as serine carboxypeptidase-like 10. NCBI's taxonomy places the organism in Eukaryota, Viridiplantae, Streptophyta, Magnoliopsida, Poales, Poaceae. Gene Ontology annotation, molecular function: serine-type carboxypeptidase activity; acyltransferase activity, transferring groups other than amino-acyl groups. The transcript is spliced from 12 exons. Gene Ontology annotation, biological process: secondary metabolic process; proteolysis. The record is from RefSeq and is a predicted model, not a curated record. The coding region runs from base 101 to 1522 and encodes 473 amino acids.